CAGUUACGAAAGUAUCGUUUGUCUCGCUUCUCUCGCGAUAAGUUCAAUUCCUUUAAUUUAGCUGCGCAGGAAAAAAGCUAACGUUAGUCCGUUGGCUUUGACAACUACUUUACCCAGGAGACAUGAGUGUCAAACUCACACAGGGGGCAGUUGAAGCCCUGUUCAGAGGCUCAGAGGUGAACAAUCCCGUGCUACAGCUGCUGAAAAUCCGUCAGAUCGAUAAUUGCUCUGGUCCAACCAGGUUCCGGCUCAUGAUGAGCGACGGUCAGCACUCUCUCUCUUCCUUCCUGCUGGCCACACAGUUAAACAGUCUGUCAGAAGAGAACCUCCUAGUACCCAACUGUGUGUGUAAGCUGAAGAAGACCAUCACCAACACAUUGUCAGAUGGCAGGUGUGUGGUGAUUGUGAUGGACAUGGAGAUAUUGCAAUCGGCCGAGGAAACUGGAGGGAAGAUUGGAAAUCCCACUCCAUAUAAUACAGAUGAUAAGAUGUCAUCUCCACAGAAGUCGGCCUCAAGUACCUCUGUCUCAGCAUCCCCUCCACCGGCUGCAGUACCUGGACCCUCCUAUAAGGACAACAGCACAGCCCUUUCUCCUCCCCGAGGCCGUGGAAGAGGUUUUGUGGGAAAGUCACCCAUGAAGGCUUCACCCAUGAAGGCUUCACCCAUGAAGGCUUCACCCAUGAAGGCUUCACCCAUGCAGUCGUCACCCAUGAAAGCUUCACCCAUGAAGUUUUCACCCAUGAAGGCUUCACCCAUGAAGUUUUCACCCAUGAAGGCUACUGGUGCUUCUCCAGGUUCUUCAACAAAAGUUAUUCCUAUUGCUCACCUCAACCCCUACCAAAGCAAGUGGACUGUCAGAGCCCGUGUCACCAACAAGUCCAGUAUCCGCACCUGGAGUAACUCUAAAGGAGAGGGCAGGCUCUUCUCCUUUGAGAUAGUGGAUGAGAGUGGAGAAAUCAAGAUCACAGCCUUCAACAAUGAAGUGGACAAGUUUUUCUCUCUAGUGGAGCAAGGCAAGGUGUACUACAUCUCCAAGGCUACGCUGAAGGUGGCCAACAAACAGUACACCACACUGAAGAACGACUAUGAGAUGACCCUCCACGCUUAUUCAUCCAUUGUGCCAUGUAAUGACAGUCAGGGCAUCCCCGCAGUGCACUGUGACUUUGUGCCCAUCGCAGAGCUGGAGAACAGAGACAAGGACGCCAUCAUUGAUGUGAUAGGAGUGUGUAAGAGUGCAGAAGAUGUAUCCCGUAUCACCACUAAGACGAGCAGAGAAGUCUCCAAGAGGGCCCUCAACCUAAUAGACACAACUGGCAAAGUGGUGACACUCACAUUGUGGGCAGAGGAGGCGGAGAAGUUUGACGGCUCUGGGCAGCCUGUGGUUGCCAUCAAAGGAGCUCGCUUGUCUGAUUUUGGGGGAAUAUCUCUCUCUACUUUGUUCAGUUCAACAGUCAUGGUCAACCCAGACAUACCGGAGGCCUUUAGACUGAGGGGCUGGUAUGACCGGGAAGGCUAUGCGCUCGACAGCCAAUCCCUGACAGAGACGAGGUCAGUGGGCAGCGGAGCAAAGAUGAACUGGAAAACACUGAGCGAUGUUAAGAAUGAACAAAUGGGACACGGAGAGAAGGCUGACUAUUUCAGCUGCAUGGCGACAGUGCUUUACACUCGUAAGGAGAAUUGUCUGUACCAGGCCUGUCCAUCUGCAGACUGCAACAAGAAGGUCACAGACCAACAGAACGGACUGUACCACUGCGAAAAGUGUAACAGAGAGUUCCCCAACUUCAAAUACAGACUCCUACUUUCUGCCAACUUAGCAGACUUCGGGGAUAACCAGUGGGUGACAUGCUUCCAGGAGACAGCUGAGGUCCUGUUAGGUCACAGUGCAGAAACACUGGGACAGCUCAGAGACACAGACGAGGCUGCAUUUGAUGAAGUCUUUCAGAAAACCAACUUCACAACUCACAUCUUUAAAAACAGAGUCAAGCUGGAGACGUACAACGAUGAGAGUCGAGUGAAGGUAACUGUAAUGGAAGUCCAGCCAGUGGACCACAGGGAAUACAGCAGGAGACUCCUGAGUAACAUCCGCAAAUUGGCCAGCUGAACUUGCUCCCAGUGAUCCAAACGGCUGCCUGGUAAUUAAACUGGUCUCUGACUGGUGUCCGACCUUUUCCACCAGCGAGAUAACCGCAUGUCUGACUGAAGCAGCAAAGUGGCGGCCAGAGAUUCAUCUGACUAAAUGGCAGCCAAAUAAGACUUGUUCACGUCUUUCAACAGGCCAAUUAUGACACACUGGAAAUGUGAUGGAAAUUACUUUUACCUUUUUAAUUUAUUGACAUUUUAACAAAGCAGUUUGACUAUUUGAUUACAUACAAUUGUGUUUUAGACCUGCUUACAUUUAUAAUGUAUGUCAUAUACAUACAAAGAUCACAGCGUUUUCUCUUUUUUAUAUACAAGUGAUUCAUCUCUUUGGUCUCAGAUCUGUGGUGAUCCUCAUUGUUGAGUUAAGAUGUAGAUGAGUCAGAUUUAUUUCAUUUUCAUUGUUUCGUUGUAAAAAUGAAGGCAUGGCAAAAGUGCGUGGAAGAUGCACGUGUUGGCAUUUGUUUUAACUGUAGUCAUAGUGUCUACUAGUUAUUAAAAUAUAUCUUUGUUUGAAUUAAAAAACAGAAUUGUUUGGUUUGCUGGGCUUCCAAAAAAUGUCAUACAAGAAAGAGUGAUUAAAAGGAUGUUAAGAUAAAAA
Messenger RNA from Siniperca chuatsi (mandarin fish), 2738 nucleotides. RefSeq names its product replication protein A 70 kDa DNA-binding subunit-like. The coding region runs from base 123 to 2102 and encodes 659 amino acids. Gene Ontology annotation, cellular component: nucleus; DNA replication factor A complex. The record is from RefSeq and is a predicted model, not a curated record. Lineage: Eukaryota; Metazoa; Chordata; Actinopteri; Centrarchiformes; Sinipercidae. Gene Ontology annotation, molecular function: single-stranded telomeric DNA binding; damaged DNA binding. The transcript has 17 exons. Gene Ontology annotation, biological process: DNA replication; telomere maintenance via telomerase; meiotic cell cycle.